Molecule: messenger RNA, 1046 nt
Organism: Amphimedon queenslandica
Lineage: Eukaryota; Metazoa; Porifera; Demospongiae; Haplosclerida; Niphatidae
Product: tropomyosin-like
Exons: 8
Coding region: 94-822 (242 amino acids)
Source: RefSeq, a predicted model, not a curated record
GCGCAUGCGCAGUAGUAUCUGUUAUGUCGUGGGUGUAUCCUUGAAGUUGAAGAUUGAAGAAACAGAACAGAAAGCAAGCAAAGUCUAACCGUAAUGGAGGGCAUAAAGAAGAAGAUAGCUCAACUUAGAGUUGAACUGGACGCAGAGAAAGAAAAGACGGAGAAAGCAGAGAAAGAAAGGAAAGAAGCAGAAGACAGGGCCGAACAGGCCGAGGCAGACGGAAAACAACUGAGCGGCAAGUUAAGAAUGCUUGAGGAAGAUCUGGAAAGUGCAGAGGAUAGACUUAGUGACCUUACUGCAAAGUUCGAUGAAAAAGAAAAAUUACUGGAAGAGACUGAAAGGGAGCUACGAAAGUACCAAUCAGCACAAACUUCAGAUGGAGACAAACUUGAGACAAUGGAGACAAAGCUACGUGUGAAAGACGAAAAAUGCUCCGAGUUAGAGAGAGAGCUGGAGGAAUGCAAACGAAAGAAUAAAUUUCUUACUCACGACAUUGAUGCUGCAGAGACCAAGAAUGAAGACCAAGCAAGGAAAAUUGAGGAUCUUCAAGCCCAACUAAAGGAUGCCCAUGACUCCCUACAGCAACAGAGAAGGAACGAGAGAGAAACUGAGUCAAUUGAAGAGAAACUAACAUCAGAGAAUCAAACCCUAAAGAAGAAACUGGAAGAAGCUGAGAAUCAAAAUUCUGAGCUUGUGCAGAAAAACAAGAGACUUGAGCAUCAAAUUGAUCAAUUAGAAACUGACCUCGACACAGCUGAAUCAAACUUUGAAAAAACAAAGGCAGAGUUGGAAAGUACCCUAGCCGAAUUGGGUGACUUGUAAUGAUUGUGUGAACAUCUUAUGACAGCUUUACUUGGGCCGGUUAAUCAACUGAGACAUUUUAAAAUUAUUAUUAUUAUUAUUGUCCUUUUUUUCUUACUAUUGCGUCUAAUAGACGCUUGAUGUAGAGAUAUUUAAAUCUCUCCUUUCUUAGCGACUUAGUCUUUACCAUUUUUUCCAUGUGCUCAGAAUUAUUAUUUUAGAGAUUUAUUAUUAUGAAUUAAGAA